GUUCAUUUGCAAAUCUCGCUGGCGAUUCCCGUUCUCUCAUUUGUGAAUUACAUCCAUGUCGUGCUAGCCAAGCGCUAGCAGCCAAUGACGGGGGCUUUGAAAAUAGACAGCAUCGGCUUCCGAACAGUGUUCCCUUGUUUGUUAUUUUCCUGCAGCAGCGUGAAUGUGAGAAAUGUGAAAUGCCACGUAGUGCACGGGAGUUGCACGGGAGUUCCUCGGGAGUUCCAUGACGAAAAGCCCUGGUCUGUGCCUGAUAUGUGCUUAUAGCUGAUUAGAGUCGGCAGUGAUGGGUGCUGCCGUCAGUGGCCUGAAGGCGGUGGCUGAGAGCACCGAGCUGGCAAAGCUGGUUGGUACCGAGCCUCUUCCAGCGGAUGACCCUUUCUGGCAGGGACUGCAUCAGUUUCAGCUGAGCAGGCGGCUGACCAGGGAGGAUGACAAAAGGCUGGAGGAAGCCGUGUCUGGCCUGUUCAACACGUUCGUCGCCAAUAACCCGGAAACGGGCAACCUGGGAGCGCUCGUCCGCGUCUUCCUUGGGAAGGCCUCCGAGCUGAAAGCGGCGGCCCAGCUCGAUAGCCGUCUGGCCGACCAGACGCUGAACGCCCUGCUGGUGCUGCGCUGCGCGUGCAAGCUGAGCGUGCAGCUGCUCUCGGAGGAGGAGCUGGUGCGCCAGCUGGAGGCGCCGGCGCCGGCCGGCCAGCUGGAGACGCUGCUCACCGGACUGGUCGAGGUGCUGGUCGACGUGCCGCUGACCGACGCCACGUACUACAUCCAUCUGGAGUCGCUGAACACGCUGCUCGUCCUGCUGGCCUGCCAGCUGUACUCGGUGAAACAGGCCCAGUCGCUGGUCGUCUACAGGACGCUGAUGUCGGGCCGCUGCGCGAUGCACGCGCCGAUUCUGGUGCGCACGCUGCUGCGGCACACAGUGGCCCGCCAGCCGGUGCCGGACGCUCGCUACACCGGCGGCGGCAGCCUCGUCUUCGGGCUGGCCAGCGGCCUGUGGAGCGCCCUGACGCUCGGCUACGGCUCGCAGCCGGCCGUCGAGGAGCGGGCGCCGGGCGGUCUGCCGCCGCUGGCGCAGCAGAGUCUGCACACCCUGCUGGUGCUGGGCAACCACUGCACCGGCGACCGGCAGCUCUUCAACCCGUUUCGGCAGGCGCUCUUCCACAUGACCGACCUGCAGGACCCGGCCGAGACGCACCUGGCCGACGCCGGCGACGGGUUCGGGUUCGCGAUGAGCAGCCUGUACUCGUUGCUGUGCUCGCCGCCGUGUACCGACCAGACCACGCUGCUGCUCUACCUGCUCAUCCACAAGAACACGGCGUUCCGGCACUUUGUGCUGGCGCGCACAGACCUCGACGCCCUGGUACUGCCGACGCUGCGCGUGCUGUACCACGCGCCGGAGAGCAGCAGCCACCACAUCUACAUGUCGCUGAUCGUGCUGCUCAUCCUCAGCGAGGACGAGCUCUUCAACCGCUCCGUCCACUCCACGAUGCUGCACCAGGUCAGCUGGUACACGGAGCGACCCCUGACAGAGAUCUCCCUGGGUGGCCUGCUCAUCCUGGUAGUGAUACGCACCAUCCAGUACAACAUGACCAAGAUGAGGGACAAGUACCUGCACACCAACUGUCUGGCGGCGCUGGCCAACAUGUCGGCAGAGUUCCGCCAGCUGCACCCGUACGUGUGCCAGCGGCUGGUCUCGCUGUUCGAGGUGCUGGCCAAGCGGCACGGCCGGCAGCUGGAGCAGCUGCGCGCCGCGGCGGCAACCGACGCCACCCAGCCGGACGAGGGCGCCGUACAGGACCUGGCCGUGCUGGAGGAGGUGCUACGCAUGCUGCUGGAGAUAAUCAACUCGUGCCUGACGGCCCAGCUGGUGCACAACCCCAACCUGGUGUACACGCUGCUCUACAAGCGCGGCGUGUUCGAGCUGUACCGCACCCACCCGAACUUCCAGGACAUCACGCACAACAUCGACACGGUGCUGCUCUUCUUCAGCUCCAAGCUGGAGAGCCUGCACAAGGACAUCGGGGUGCGUGACGUACACGCGGUGAUCCAGGACGGCGCCAAAAAGUUCCCCCUGGAGCGGCUCAAGAAAUUCCCGGAGCUGAAAUUCAAGUAUGUGGAGGAGAACGAGCCGGAGGACUUUUUCAUUCCGUACGUGUGGUCGCUGGUGGUGAGCGGCGGCGACCUGCACUGGAGCACGGCGGCCGCCGGCUGUCUGCUGGCCGCGGACGCCGCGCCCUCCUGAGCCGGCCGACCGCAGCUGCUACUUACUUGUUGACGUUUAUAUGCCCCGAAUAGACUAUAAAUGGUGGGACGCGGCGCAUCGGUGCUGUUAAUGCCUUGUCGGGUAUCGCUGGUGAUCAAUAUCACAACUUUGUUUUUAAAUUGUCUGUCAUAUGCAAAAUAUUAUAUGCCUGUGAAAAACAUGAA
Messenger RNA from Amphibalanus amphitrite, 2430 nucleotides. Its product is annotated as dymeclin-like. Gene Ontology annotation, cellular component: Golgi apparatus. NCBI's taxonomy places the organism in Eukaryota, Metazoa, Arthropoda, Thecostraca, Balanomorpha, Balanidae. The transcript has 14 exons. The record is from RefSeq and is a predicted model, not a curated record. The coding region runs from base 287 to 2245 and encodes 652 amino acids. Gene Ontology annotation, biological process: Golgi organization.